GGUACUUUAGUUUAAUAAAAGUGCAAAAAAAGUGAAUAAAUAAUUCGUUAUUUUACCCCCUAAAUCAAGGAGCGAGAAACGGAGGCGUGUCAUUAUCUGCGAAGUUGGUCCAUAUAGAUGAAAAAUCAAUCUUUUAUUCUCGUUCAUGAUCAAAUAUACAGUUAAUUAAUCAGAGUAUAUACAAGUAACUGAAAUUGACGAUAGUUGCUAGGGUUACUACAUUCCACUUAUGUUUAGUACCGAGUCUCUUUUUGACAGUUGUUUUUUAAUUGUGCGUCUUUCUUAUUGAAUGUUCAUCAAUAUUUCAUUUACUACAACUGACAAGGGAUAUUGUACUUUUAAAUUGGAUUAAAAAAUCCACCGAACCGUGAAUUGGCCUAUAAAAAAGAGAGAAAUUUUCAAAAUUUUCAGAACGAGUUAAAGUGUGCAAACUAGUUGUCAACAAAAGAAAAUAAGAAGAAGCAGUAAAGAAUUCACUGGAUUCAAUCAUGAAGUUUCAGGUAGCAUUUUUAAUCACUAUGUUGGUGGCUGUUUACGCGAAGGCACUACCUCUAACAAAACCAACUGAUGCAGCAACAACACAAAAACCUAAAGUCGAUCCCAGGCUUCCACUGUUUAAAUACACUCUCUUUCAAGACGAAGAGUUUCAAGAUUCUGUCAUGCCGAUGGUUAACUUUUUCAAGCGACGAUUUAAAGAAGUGAUCAAGUCAGGAGCUGUCGAUCUAAAGAAAGGAAAGGUGUCAAGUGACGUGAGCACCACAUUUGGGGUUAGUGUUCCAAGUAAUUAUCCCUCGUGGUUUAUUUGCUUCUUGAUGGGUCACUGUUAAAUCAAUAAGUACUUGUUGAUAAUCCUCGCACGAGAUCCAUACUUGGUUCGCUGAAUUUUUUUUGUUUAUUAUGUUUAUAUUUUUAUUUAAUUUUUUACUUUUUUUUAAUGUAUACACUU
Molecule: messenger RNA, 946 nt
Organism: Hydractinia symbiolongicarpus
Lineage: Eukaryota; Metazoa; Cnidaria; Hydrozoa; Anthoathecata; Hydractiniidae
Exons: 2
Coding region: 489-827 (112 amino acids)
Source: RefSeq, a predicted model, not a curated record